Oryzias melastigma (Indian medaka) is the source of this 1123-nucleotide messenger RNA. RefSeq names its product synaptonemal complex central element protein 2 (gene syce2). The record is from RefSeq and is a predicted model, not a curated record. Lineage: Eukaryota; Metazoa; Chordata; Actinopteri; Beloniformes; Adrianichthyidae. Gene Ontology annotation, cellular component: central element. Bases 444 to 893 code for a protein of 149 amino acids. Gene Ontology annotation, biological process: synaptonemal complex assembly. The transcript has 6 exons.
AAAUACAACAUAAACCAAAUUAACAGCAUAAAAUAAAAAAUAAAUAAUAAAUAAAUAUAAUUAAAAAGAAUGAAUUUCUAUCUGUACUCAGAGAUCUAAAUUAAAGUGGGUGGCAUCAAUAUAUAAAUAACCCCAACUAAAAUUAUUCAUAAAUUAAAGGGUAGACACAGUCCAGGUAAACUGACAAACAAUUCAAAAGUUUGUGAAUUAACAGAUUUUUUUUUUCUUUGUCAACACAACCAAAUUGAACGGGAUAAUAACAUCGAAGUAAUCGAAUAAUCUGAUCUUUUACUUAUGUGACCCACACAGAGUCUGCGCUUUUGGUUUUGCCCCCUCGUGGGUGCCGUCCAGCGACCGUGACGUCACGUCAGGAGGAGCGAUCCGACCGUUGGACCCGCGUUUUCAGACCCUGCGGUACCGCUUUACAGAAGAAGACAAAAUAAAUGGAUUCCUCGCUUGAAAAUGUACCUUCUACAUCGCAGUCCACCCCCAAGGACGACACACAGAUGUCAGAAGACGCAGGCUUGAACUUGUCAAUCGAGAAGUCUUCAAACAUAACAUUCUGUGAGGCUCCAGAGAAAAAGGGCAUGGAAGAUAUCAGACAUCAAGGGCAAGAACUGGUGGAAAACAUCAACCGGAGCCGCAAUGCUGAUCAGACAUUUAUGGACGAUUAUCAGGAGAAAUUCGUUGAAAAGGUGACCGAAAUGUGUCAACGGAUGAAGGGGCAUAUGUACAUGGUUUAUGAGCAGAACAGUGAUGAGAUGCAGGUGAGGCUGCAGGAGCUGUCCAAGGUGCUGGAGAACUGCUCUAGACUCCAAAAUGAGCUGCUGGAGGCUUCCCAAGCGCUGGCCCGGCUCAGAGAAGACCUGACCACGAGUCACAAGUCAGAAUAAUUAUUGUUUUAUUUUCUUUGGUUAACUUGUUCUAAGUGAACAAGCUGUUCAUUUGUUUAUCUGACCUUUGGUUCGGUUCAGAAUUCUCAUAUUAUUUUAUGUUAAUUUUAUUUUUAAAUAUUUUCCUUUAGUGUGCGCUGAUAUUGAUGCAUUUUGAUAACUGUAGCCAAAUGAGUUACAAAAAUAUAAUCUCAAUAAAGUAAUUAAUUUUCAUGGAUGAACAAACUUAA